Messenger RNA from Ixodes scapularis (black-legged tick), 1188 nucleotides. RefSeq names its product SEC14-like protein 2. The coding region runs from base 1 to 1188 and encodes 395 amino acids. The record is from RefSeq and is a predicted model, not a curated record. Lineage: Eukaryota; Metazoa; Arthropoda; Arachnida; Ixodida; Ixodidae. Gene Ontology annotation, cellular component: cytoplasm. The transcript is spliced from 12 exons.
AUGAGCGGAUUUCUUGAGGAUCUUAGUUACAAGCAAAACCAGGCUCUUGAUGAUUUCAAGCGGCGCAUUCAGGACAUCUGGAAGGAGGAGUUCACGGACUCAUUCUUACUUAGAUGGCUCAGAGCUCGAGAAUUCGACGUCAACAAAGCAGAGAAUAUGCUACGCAAGAAUCAGGCCUGGCGGAUUGACAACGGCAUAGACUUGCUACUUCAGACCUACCAGUGGCCACCGGUAUUGAAACGCUACAUGCCAGGUGGAUUGUGCAGCCACGACCGAGACUGCCGGCCCCUCUGGAUAAUGCGCACUGGCAAUGCUGACUACAAAGGAAUGUUGCAGUGCGUGUCAAAGGAGGACAUGCUCAAAGCAUGCUUCUACCAACUUGAACUGAUCCUAGCGGAUUUAAAAAGUCAAAGCUUCAAGCACAACAAAAAUGUAAAAACCUUUACCGUUUUGUGCGAUUGCGAAAACUUCAGCCUGAAGCAGAUAUAUAGUGUCAAUGUGAUCGAGUUUUUAAGAGAGAUUAUAGUUAAGUUUGAGGAGAACUAUCCAGAGACUCUGGAACGAUGUCUGGUCAUCAAUGCUCCCAGCUUCUUUCCACUUUUUUGGAAGAUUAUUCGACCUUUCGUGUCAGAAAAAACAGCAACAAAGAUGGAAAUAUUCUCACAAGUUGGAUGGCAGCCCGUCUUAUUCAAAUAUGUGGAACCCUCUGAGCUUCCAGCUUAUUGGGGCGGAAAACUUUUUGGACCGAAUAAUGACCCCGAGUGUUCCCACGAGAUUGGACGUGGAGGCCAGGUACCCGAGGAGCUUUACUUAAGGAAUGGGCCGAGGGUCUCUGAUGACCGAGACUCGACAACUUGCUCUCUGGAACGAGGCCAGAGCCUCGAAGUGCCUGUGGAAGUGACACGCGCCGGCAGCACCCUGCGUUGGAAGUUUCAGACGAGCCCUGGGCACGACGUGGACUUCAGCAUCACGCGCAGCGUCAGAGGAGACGCGAAACAAGGAGAGCAGGUCAGGCAGGUCGCCAGAAUCAAGUGCGACCUCGUGCCGGAAACUGGUCAGCUGGAAAACCUCGCGAUCGGAUCAUAUAUUUUCAAGUUUGACAACAGCUACAGUUGGUUCGCCAAGAAGCAGCUUUCUUAUAUUUUGCAAGUUGGGGAUCCUGAAAACUCACUUGUGCCACGCAGUUGA